Messenger RNA from Striga hermonthica, 1590 nucleotides. The record is from the annotation of a GenBank genome assembly. NCBI's taxonomy places the organism in Eukaryota, Viridiplantae, Streptophyta, Magnoliopsida, Lamiales, Orobanchaceae.
AUGGCUGCAGCUUCAGCAGCACCACUCGCCGCCGUAAACGGAGCUGUGAAAAUGACCACGACGUCGCAGGCAUACUUGGACGGCGGCAAAGUCAGGGAGACUAGGGCCUUGAUUUCCGAGCUGUGCCGCCAAUUUUAUCAUCUGGGCUGGGUUUCCGGCACCGGCGGCAGCAUCACCAUUAAGGUUCAUGACGAUUCCAUUCCCAAGCCCCAUCAGCUUAUUGUCAUGUCCCCAUCAGGUGUGCAGAAGGAAAGGAUGAUGGAGGAGGAUAUGUAUGUGCUAGCUCCGGAUGGAUCUGUGUUGUCCGAGCCAUCGGCAAAGCCGUGGCCAAAUAAGCCUCCGAAGUGUUCUGAUUGUGGCCCGUUAUUUAUGAAGGCAUAUGAAAUGCGUAAUGCUGGUGCUGUAAUCCACAGUCAUGGAAUGGAGUCUUGCCUCGUGACAAUGAUUAAUCCUUUGUCCAAAGAAUUCCGGAUUACCCAUAUGGAAAUGAUUAAAGGAAUUCAAGGGCAUGGUUAUUAUGAUGAACUUGUGGUCCCAAUAAUUGAGAACACUGCUCAUGAAAGAGAGCUCACACAAUCUCUUGCGGAAGCUAUUCAAGCAUAUCCGAAAACCACUGCUGUCCUUGUCCGAAAUCAUGGAGUAUAUAUAUGGGGUGACUCGUGGAUCAAUGCUAAAACACAAGCUGAAUGCUACCACUACCUCUUUGAUGCUGCCAUUAAACUUCAUCAGUUAGGAUUUGACUGGUCAACACCUUCCCACGGCCCCAUCCAGACUCAAAACAGUGUUUUAAGCAACCGUCGAAAUCAGAAAGUUUCCACAAAGGCAGGGGCUCUAGACAAUGCCAUUGAACCAAAGAGAAGUUGCAUUGUACUGGACAUUGAAGGAACAACCACUCCUAUAUCGUUUGUUACAGAUGUUCUAUUUCCUUAUGCUCGUGAUAGUGUUGGGAAGCAUUUGGAGCUGACAUAUGAUUCGGCUGAAACUCAAGAGGAUAUUAAGUUAUUACGAGCUCAAGUACAAGAAGAUCUAGCAAACAAUCUUGUUGGUGCAGUUCCUAUUCCUGAAGAUGGAAAUAAAGUGGACAUAAUUGCUGCAGUGGUAGCCAAUGUUGAGGCUAUGAUAAAAGCUGACAGGAAAAUCACUUCUUUGAAACAAUUACAGGCACGGAAUAUGAUUUAUCUAACUGGAUUUCAGAGCAAAGAGAUUGAGGCAAUUGUAUUUGAUGAUGUGCCCGAAGCCCUUGAAAAAUGGCAUGACCUUGGAAUUAAGGUGUACAUAUAUUCCAGUGGCAGCAGAUUAGCACAAAGGCUCUUGUUUGGCAACACUAAUUAUGGGGACCUCAGAAAAUACUUGUGUGGAUAUUUUGAUACUACGGUGGGGAACAAAAGAGAAGUUAAAAGCUACACUGAGAUCUCGGAGUCUCUUGGGGUAGAUCAUCCUUCAGAAAUUCUAUUUGUUACAGAUGUUUAUCAAGAAGCUACAGCUGCUAAGGCGGCAGGUUUGGAUGUGAUAAUAUCGAUCAGGCCCGGAAAUGGCCCGCUUCCCGAGUUGCACGGUUUUCAGACGAUAAAUUCAUUUUCGGAAAUCUAA